This is a messenger RNA of Penicillium roqueforti, 711 nucleotides long. RefSeq lists its product as uncharacterized. The record is from RefSeq and is a predicted model, not a curated record. Gene Ontology annotation, biological process: import into nucleus. Gene Ontology annotation, cellular component: cytoplasm. NCBI's taxonomy places the organism in Eukaryota, Fungi, Ascomycota, Eurotiomycetes, Eurotiales, Aspergillaceae. The coding region runs from base 1 to 711 and encodes 236 amino acids. The transcript is spliced from 2 exons.
AUGGUGAACGUCGCAUUGAUCGGUGGUACUGGUAUGGUGGGCUCUCAAAUCCUCACCAGCCUUAUUGCCAAUCCUGUUGUAACUCGUGUGGACACCAUCUCUCGCCGUACCCCGUCAGCCACUAGCGGCGCGCCCCCAGCCAAACUCACCAACUUUGUCUCUAGCGAUACCGCCACCUGGUCAAGCCAGCUCUCCUCCCUAAGCCCGACCCCCAGCAUCUUCUUUUCCGCGUUUGGAACCACAAAAGCAGCCGCAGGCGGGUUCGAUAACCAAUACAAAAUCGAGCAUGGGUUGAACGUCGAGCUGGCCAAGGCCGCCCACGACGCUGGCACCAAGGUCUACGUACUGAUCUCCGCUACCGGCGCCAACAAGGAUUCGAACUUUGCCUACCCCCGCAUGAAGGGCGAAAUCGAGGAGGAUAUCAAGAAGCUUGGCUUUGAGCGCAUGGUCAUUCUGCGUCCUGGGCUGAUUGCUGGUACUCGUGAGGAAAGCCGGCCGUUUGAGGCUGGAGUUCGGUUCAUUGCGAAUUGGGCUGGCAAGCUGAAUUCCGGCCUCAAAGAUGGAUGGGCCCAGGACGCGGAUGUUAUUGGCAAAGCUGCUGUCAAUGCUGGUCUUAAGGCACUAGAAGGUGAUGUUCCCGAGGGCAGUGAGAAGGUUUGGACCUUGUUUGGCAAUGAUAUCAUCAAAUAUGGCAAGGAAGGCUCGUCUUAA